Molecule: messenger RNA, 1944 nt
Organism: Argiope bruennichi
Lineage: Eukaryota; Metazoa; Arthropoda; Arachnida; Araneae; Araneidae
Product: glutamic acid-rich protein-like
Exons: 1
Coding region: 79-1887 (602 amino acids)
Molecular function (GO): nucleic acid binding
Source: RefSeq, a predicted model, not a curated record
UGCUGUUUUGUCGACUUUGGUGCCGUGUUUGUUUACCAUGUGGUUCAAGUAGCAGGAAAUUGUAUAAUUAAAGACAAAAUGGCUGAAAGAGAAUUUUCAUGCAUAAAACAAGUGGUCAGGACAGUUCAAAUACCUCUUCCUGCAACGUUUAUAUCUAAUGAAAUCGCUGGCAUUACAGAAAUUUUAGAGAGUUGGAAGCGUCAGUACAAGAAGCAGCUUCAAGGUGUUGUUGUCAAUUACAGAAAUUUGUCGCUCUCAUCUCCUACCGGAUUCAUUGCUCCUAAUAAACCAUUUGUGUAUUAUAAUGUCAAAGCUACAUUUGACCUAUUUUGUCCGAAGCUUGGUGACAUUGUUAAGGGAAAGAUAAAUCGCAUAAGUAAGGAACACAUUGGAUGUCUUAUUGAAGAAACCAUAAAUGCCACUAUUCAUUUGUCCAAAGAUUCACCACAAGAUUUAUCACCAUUUAUAAAUAUUGAUCAGGAGAUUUUGUUUGAGAUUUCUAGUUUUAAUUAUGAGCGAAAAAUGAUACGUGUAACAGGUAAAAUUACUCCUAAGUGUAUCCAACUGAUGAGAGACUUGUUUCCUUCACAAGCAUGCAAUAGUUUAGUUGAUAAUCCUGAAAUAUCAAACAAUACAGAUGAAGGAAUUGGGACCAGCAAUGAGAGUGCUGAUGAUGGAGUGCUGAAUCGUAACUCGGAUGAGUCUAAAAUUAAUAGUAACGAUGUGAAUUUUAAAAAACCUUUUUCAAGAGAUAUCAAAUCUAAAAAGCAGUCUUCUAAAAGGUCUAAAAGUGAUAGCGAAUCUUCCUCCAACGAUUCAUCAGACAUAUCAUCUUCUGAUGAGAAGCCAAAGAAGAAAUAUAAAGUUUCUAAAAAGUCAAAAAGUGAAUCUUCUUCCAAGGACUCAUCAGACAUAUCAUCUUCUGAUGAGAAACCAAAAAAGAAAAAGAAGAAAUAUAGUGAUAAAACUAGCCAAGAUAUGGGUGAUCAUUUGAAUAUCAAUAGUCUAUCAAAUGUAGUUUCCAGUGAUACAUUGAUUGAAAAUUUCAGCAAUUUUAACCAGAAUGGAAGUCUGAAAGUAUUAAAGGAAGAAGUUUCAUCUGAUGAAGACAACACUCAUGAUAAAAAGCAUAAAAAGAAACAAAGACAGGACUCAUCCCCUUCCCUUGUUGAGGAAUCAAACAAUCCCAUUCUGAAUGGAGGUGUAUCAGACUUGGAUAAAUCUGCAAUUAAUAAAAUUGACAAAUUGUCUAAAAAGCGCAAAAGGGAAAGUGAAUCUUCAUUAAUAGAUACAUCAGAGCUAUCAACUGCAGAUGAAAUGCCAAAGAAAAAGAAGAAACGUAAAGAUAAAAGUGUUUCACUUUUAGAAAAAGAAAUUAAAGAAGCAUUGCUAAAUAUGCCUAUUGAUGAUAUUUCUCGUGCAAAGCUAUCAAAUAUAGUUGAAAUACAUAAGAAAAAGAAGAAACAUAAAGAUAAAUCUAUUCCAGCUCCAGUUUUAGAAAAUGGAAAUAGAAAUGAAUUAGUUGAAGAUCCUGAUGAAAAUAUUGCUACUAUUCUGUCUCUAAAACGGGAAAUAUUUUCACCAGUAAGAACUAUUGAUAAUAUUGUUCCUGAAAUUAAGGACAAAAAGAAAAAUAAAGACAAAAAAACUAAAGAAAAGAAAAGGUCAAAAAAGAAAAAGGGAAAAGUUCUUGGCUCAGGAGCUGUUCUUAAAAAAGAUAGGAAAUCACAUAAAAAAGGCCCAAAGAAAAAUAAGUUAGAUGGUGAACAAUCUAAAAAACACAAAAAAAGUAAAAGUCAUAAAAAAGACAAAAGUGAAAAGAAGAAAAAGAAAGACAAUUCUAAGAGCAAAAAAGUUUCUGAUAAUAUUAAAUCUGAAAUUGAUUAAAUCGAUUCUUUUUAAGUUUGUUUCUCGAAUUGUUUUUUCAGAAUAGUAAUAUCUGAA